Molecule: messenger RNA, 1794 nt
Organism: Candidozyma haemuli
Lineage: Eukaryota; Fungi; Ascomycota; Pichiomycetes; Serinales; Metschnikowiaceae
Exons: 1
Coding region: 1-1794 (597 amino acids)
Biological process (GO): protein deneddylation
Cellular component (GO): COP9 signalosome
Source: RefSeq, a predicted model, not a curated record
AUGUCUGAUGCAGACGAUUUUUUGUCUGAAGAAAGCUACGAGUUUGAGUUUGAGGAUGAGGAUGAUGACGUUAUACAGAAUGAAGCCCCAGAUCAGGAUUCAGUGGAGAACAAAUACUACUAUGCCAAGUCAUUGAAGGAAGACUCAUUGGAUGCUGCCAGUGAGCAGAUGAGAGCAUUGAUUGGUUCAGCUGACGCCAAUGAGGACGUUGAGUGGACUUUUAAAGCACAUAAGCAAUUGGCAAAGAUGGCGUACCACCAGGGCCGUUUGGAGGAAGUGCUAGACCAUAUUGGAAGCUUGAUCCGUCUUCUACCUAAGCUCAAUGGCAACUAUGCCGAGGAUUCGAUCUCCAAGUUGCUCCAUAGAUACUCGGCAUGCAACGACCAGCAGUUUGUGCUUCGAAUGUAUGACGUGAUUGUGUCUCACUUGCAAGAUUCCAUGGCUCUGGGUGUCUCUGGACAGAGACUCUGGAUCAGGAUCAACAUGAACAGAUUAAGAAACUUCUUGGAUAACGGACCUCUUGAUGAAUGCUCGCUGCUAAUAGCUGCUAUCAAUUCGAAACUAGAGUCGGUUUCUGAGCUGACGCAGAAUUCAUAUUUACUCGAUAUCGUCGCUGCCGAGAUAGAGUACACAUUCAAGACGGAUAUGAAUCUACUGCGUUUGAGCCAUUUGCAUAGAAAAGCAUCCAAGGUGUCUUCGGCCAUCACUCAUCCACGUGUAAUGGGUGUGAUCAGAGAAUGCAGCGCUACCAUUCAUUUUUAUAGAAAGAACUUCGAAACAGCCCGAGUGGAGUUCUACGAGUGCUUCAAGAACUAUGACGAGGCAGGCUCAGAUUCAAAGAAGAAGAUCUUGAAGUACCUCAGCUUGUGUCUGCUUCUAACAGAAAACGAGGUCAAUCCAUUUGAGUCUCAAGAAACGCAAUCUUAUGCUUCGCUUCCCGAGUACAGAAACUUGAUCCAGCUUGUCAACUGCUGUGAAAGUCUUGACCUCAAAGGGUACCUUGAUGUUUUGCAAAAAAUGAAAACAGAAAACGACGGGCUCAUUCACGACAGCAUUUUCAACAACGCCUCCAGCCAUAUUUUGCAUAACCUUAAGGUGAGACUUUUACUCAACCUUCUUAAAGCAUACCGCACGAUACGUUUUGAUUCAGUGAUCAGAAAGCUUCAGCUAGAAAGUGAAGCCCAUCUAGAAGAUUUACUUAUCAAAAUGGCAAAUUCUGGAAACUGUCACAGCAUAAAAGUGGAUUUCACCAAUAAAUUCAUCGAGACGGAACCCAACAAAGAUAGUUUCUUCCCAAGCACGCUUGACGCUUCAGACGUGGAAAACAAUUUGCACGUGUUGUCGGCUAUCGGGUUCAACGGUCUCUGGACAAGCGACAAUGCAGAUCCAGCCAAUGCUAUGGACGUUGAUUUUUCCCCACAUAAUGAAGGGUUAGGAGUUGCUGAGACGAAGAGUGCCGAACUCUCCGUAAUUAAUUCUGUCAUUUUUCCGACGAAGCUCAAUGUUCGUGCUUUGGGCUGGACGCUGGUGCCCGGACUUGUGGAAGAGUGGUUCGGAUACAUGAAGAACACCUUCCCAGAGUUGGUGCAUACCACGAUUACACACAAGGAAAGAGUUUACUCAGAACAGCAAGAAGACGCCGCGUCACAGGCCAAAGAAGCGUUUGCUGUUCCAGACAAUGAAACUAGUGCUGGGAAUGGAAAUGACGAAGAGGAGCAUAUCGACAAAGUGGAGUGGCUUCAGCGUUGGGCCAAGAAGAUCGAGCGUGGCUUGAAGCAAGAUAAGCGGGUGUAG